AUGAACGCCCUUCUCGAAGCCUUAAGGGCUAUUCCCCCUCAACAGAUGGAUCCUGCCGCUCGACAGAGUCAUCAUUUUCAAGUCUUUCAUCGAAUCCAAGUGCCUGAGUUUGAGGGUGGACAAGAUCCCAUGGUAGCUGAAAGGUGGUUGAGGCAAAUAAAGAAAAGUUUCAACACAAUAGGAACACUUGAGGAAUAUCAAUUAGAGGGUGGUGCAGCAGAUUGGUGGGAGACCUUGUCCAGGACAAUGGAAACUGAUGGGAUGACUUGGCGAGAAUUUGAGGAAGUUUUCAGGGAACAAUAUUUUAGUCCAUCUCACAGGAGGGCUCUUAUUGGAGUAUUUGAUGGUCUAAGACAAGGGGAUAUGACUGUGAAUGAAUUUUACAUGAAGUUUUUAGAGCUAUCCUCUUAUGCAUAUCCUGGUGUUGUUGAUCAACCCUUGGUGAUUGAACAGUUCAUGCGUCGUUUGAGGCCUGCGAUACGUGGUCCUAUAGCCCCUUUGACCUUUAACAACCUGACUGAGUGUGUGACAGCAGCCUUGCGAACUGAGGCUCAUGUAGAAGGGAAUGAGAAGAAGAACACAAGCAGAGGAAGAGGAAAUGACCGAAAGAUAACCAAGAAGAAUCAAGGACAGUGUUGUGGUCAACAAGGUCAUAAGAAGAAAGAUUGCCCGCAACGACAACAAAGAUUUCAAGCAUCUCAUGGAGGACCCAUAGGGAGCUAUGUAGAGUCUACUCCUUUUCAUGGACAGCCCAGGACAAACCAGUCUCAGUCUUCGUCCUAUGGUUUCACACCCCAAUCGGGCCAGCAGUCUCAGUAUCAACAUCAGUUCAGGCCAUAA
Messenger RNA from Cannabis sativa, 840 nucleotides. RefSeq lists its product as uncharacterized. The record is from RefSeq and is a predicted model, not a curated record. Bases 1 to 840 code for a protein of 279 amino acids. The transcript has 3 exons. Lineage: Eukaryota; Viridiplantae; Streptophyta; Magnoliopsida; Rosales; Cannabaceae.